AUGGGUAGCCUCUCCAGAGAAGUCGACGACUGCAUUCAGGAACCCAACCUCCACCCCAAGAGAAGGCCACUCACUGCUGCUCAACGAGGAGUGGCAGCAGCCAGCAGCAGCGAUCAGUUCAAGACCAAGAGCGUCAAGUACAAGCCAAAGACCCGACGAUGGCACCCCGAUGGAACCAGCGUUUACGACCUCUCCGUUGCGUUGAGUUAUGGCCAGGGCUACGGCUCGGCCCAGUUCAUGCGAUGGAUCACGGAGCACACGGAAAUGAUCCACGACCCGCCUCACGCUGACUGGCAAUGUUCCACGACCAUUGGCAACACAUCGGCUCUGGACAUGUGCCUGAGGAUGCUGACAGAGCCCGGGGACUACGUCCUGGCCGACAAGUACACCUUUUCUACCGCUAUUGAGACCGCUGUGCCGAUAGGAAUCAAGUUUGUUGGGGUUGACAUGGACCAUGAGGGCAUGCUUCCCGACAGCCUCGACGACAUACUCGACAACUGGGAUCCUGCGGCGCACAAGGGCGCCAGGAAGCCAUCGGUUCUGUACGCGAUUUCGACUGGCCAGAAACUCACUGGCACCACUCAGAGCCUUCAACGCCGCAGGGCAACCUACCGAGUAGCCCAAAAGCACGACUUGAUUAUACUGGAGGACGACCCCUACUAUUUCCUGCAGAUGGACGCCUACACUUCCCCUGAUCAGGACGGUCCGAUUGCUUUCGAGAUCCAGUCACCUACGGAGUUUCUCAAGAGGCUCAUUCCUUCAUAUCUCCGGAUGGAUAUCGACGGGCGAGUCAUUCUCAUGGACUCCUUCAGCAAAGUCAUCGGCCCUGGAGCCCGCUUGGGCUGGAUCACGGCACCAGAGCAGCUGAUUGAGCGGUACAAGCACCAUACCGACGUGUCAACCCAAAGCCCUGCAGGCCUGAGCCAGCUGGCAAUCUUCAAGCUCGUUGAUGAGCACUGGGGCCACGAGGGCUACAUCAAGUGGCUGAAGCACCUGCGCAGCGAGUACACUAUGAGAAGGGAUUUCCUUAUCUCGGCAUGUGAGCGCCAUUUGCCGAAGCAAGUUGUUAGUUGGGAGCCAACCGAGGCUGGCAUGAUUACGGCCGACGCCCUGGAGGGGGAAAUCUGGCUGGAAAGCAUCUCUACAGGAGCCUUGGUUGGCCGCGGCUGCUGGUUCCGCGCGUCAUCGGAUGUGGCCCAUGACGAAGUCUUCUAUCGAACCACUUUUGCGGCGGCCCCGCUACCCAAGAUUGAAGAAGCCGUGAAGCGGUUUGGUGAAACCAUACGGAAGAUGUUUGAGCUCAAGGAAGAGAGCUGA
Trichoderma reesei QM6a is the source of this 1317-nucleotide messenger RNA. RefSeq names its product amino transferase. The record is from RefSeq and is a predicted model, not a curated record. The transcript has 3 exons. Bases 1 to 1317 code for a protein of 438 amino acids. Gene Ontology annotation, molecular function: aromatic-amino-acid:2-oxoglutarate transaminase activity; L-2-aminoadipate:2-oxoglutarate transaminase activity; pyridoxal phosphate binding. Lineage: Eukaryota; Fungi; Ascomycota; Sordariomycetes; Hypocreales; Hypocreaceae. Gene Ontology annotation, biological process: aromatic amino acid catabolic process; L-tyrosine biosynthetic process.